GGAAGCAACAAGCACUCUAGUGUAGCCCAAUUGAACAGGAAUCUAUUGCUAUGGCCAUGAAGUGCCUUUUGGUAUUCACGCUAAUUUUGGCCACUAGUCUGGCAGUGCCCCUGCAGCUGAUUCAGUUGGGCGAUCUCUUUGCGGGAGUGGAGCAGCAACAGCAAGCGAGGCAACAAGAUGUUGUCAAGCGUCAAGUGCAGGCCAAUGCGGAUGGUCAAUUGAAGCAGAUCUCAUUCCAUGGUCUAAUUGGUGAUUUGGAGAACAGUCUUUUCGAAUCGGCUCUGAGUUUGCAUGGUGCCAGUGCUCCGGAUAGUGAGAUAUCUGAGAUAAAACCCGGCCAGGCAGAUGAGGGGGAUUCAGAGCAUGCCAUAACGAAGAGAUCGGAUGAGUCGACCGUUACCACAGAUAGUCCGUCUUCUUCCCCAGUGUCCACCAGCAGCUCCGCUGAGGAUGCACAAACUCGUAAGAUACUAUUGCAGACUACCCGUAAAGUGCCAAGCAAUGAUGAUGUGCCAGCACAUUUGAUCAUUGAUCAUGUGUCCGUUCAGCCACACAAUGGUGGAUCAGUGCCAUUGAUACCCACCUUCCAGGUGCAUCGCACCAAGGUUAUCUCGAUUAAAGAGGAUGUCAGCAGCGAUGAUAGCACCGAUGGCAAGCAGACAAAGAUUAGUAUAACCAAAACCUCCAUCACAUCCACCGCACCCCUAGAGCCAAGUGCUGAUACUCAGAGCACCAGUUCCACCCAGACAGAGGAGGUUAAUUCCAGUUCCAGCACCAGCACCAGCAGUUCUCCCAGCUCAACAACAACAGCAACAACUGAGGUUAGCUCCAGCUCCUCGGAUUCUUCCUCUAGUUCGAGCAGCACCACCACUACCACCACUAGCAGCACCACCACCACCACUGAACAACCCUUGGAGAAACUCAAAAAAGAUGAGGAGAAAUUAAAGGAGAAGGUCGCUGAGGUUGAGGCUGAUCCUGUCAUUCUAACCACUCGGGUCUAAUCCACGCCUCCACAUCCACCUCCCUAUAGCUAUAAGCCAUCUCUCUCUCACACACACACACAUAUACUCGCUCGCAUAUUUAUGACACGCCAAGUUCAAUUAAAGUCAUGUGAUUUGUUUACUUUUUUUUUUGAGAUCUGAAA
Molecule: messenger RNA, 1144 nt
Organism: Drosophila willistoni
Lineage: Eukaryota; Metazoa; Arthropoda; Insecta; Diptera; Drosophilidae
Exons: 2
Coding region: 51-1001 (316 amino acids)
Source: RefSeq, a predicted model, not a curated record